ACUCAGCGGGCUUGCUCUGGUGUCUACGAGUCGGAAUUACCAACUGUUUGGCAUCCUAUGAUUAAUUCAUCAUGUGAUCUAGUGCUGUCGUUAAACAAAAACAAACUAUAUACCGUCAUAUUGUAAAAACUUCCUUUUCAUUCUUUUGGAGCAGCCGUCAUAUUGUCAAAACUUCCUUUUGAUUCUGUCUUGGGCUGACACACGAUUUUGAUGAAAACGUUAAUAUUUUUUCUCAAUCCUUUUUUUUUUUUUUUUUUUUUGUAAACUUUUAUUUAGAAUAGAUCAGCCACAUUAAUUGUAUAUAAUCCUAUUUCGUAUAUGUUUACAAUCCCCAAUUUUACAUUACUUAAAACGGAAAUCAAUGUCUCUGAUCUCGUUUCUAACCAAUCAGCAGCAAGAUCACGCUCUGGCACAUGGCGGCGUGCACGAUGAGAUUGUCACUGGAUAAUAAUUGAUAGUUUCCCCACAAUUAAUGUUAUUUUGCUAAAACAUUGAGUGACAGCUGUCAAUCAAAUAAUGGGUAACGUGUUCGCGGCCGGUGCACCACCUGUAAAUAUUCCACCCCCGCCCCUGGGCGCCCCUCCGCCUCCCACGGAGCAGCCGGCGACCUCUGGUUCCACGCAGACUAAGGUAGAGGACACCAGAAACCCGGGCAGUUUUGAAGAUCUCCAUAAAAAGUGCAAAGAUAUAUUUCCACAAGUGUUCGAGGGAGGCAAACUGAUCGUGUCAAAGGGUUUAAGCAGCCACUUUCAGAUCAGUCACACUCUGUCUCUGUCGACGUUCCAGCCGUCCGGCUAUCGGUUUGGUGCUACGUACGUUGGGAUAAAGCAGCUCAGUCCUACUGAGUCGUUUCCUGUUAUUAUUGGUGACAUUGACCCAAGUGGUAACCUUAACGCAAACAUCAUUCAUGCAUUUACGGAUUCUAUACGGGCCAAACUUGUAGCUCAAAUUCAAAACAACAAGUGUGUUGCUACGCAAGUAACAGCAGAUUACAAGGGAACAGAUUUCACAUCAUCACUAACGUUAGGAAAUAUAGAUAUUGUUAAUGAAUCAGGUAUAGCAGUAACGCAAUAUUUACAGAGAGUAACGCCUAGUUUGGAUCUGGGAGCUGAACUUCUCUACCAAUAUGGACAGCAGAUUCCUGGUGGCAUGGUCACAGUGUUGUCUUUAGCUGGUCGUUACUCGGGCGAGAACUGGCAGUUGAGUGGUAACAUUAGCCCGCUAGCAGGCAGCCUUCACUCGUGUUAUGUUCAUAAGAUCACUGACCAGCUGCAGAUAGGCGCCGAACUCGAGACCAGCUUACGGCUGCAGGAGAGCGUCGCCACCAUCGGCUACCAGAUAGAAGUUCCUAAUGCCAAUGCUACAUUUAGAGGUCAGCUAGAUACUAAUUGGUGUAUUGGUGCUGUUCUAGAAAAAAAACUUCCUCCUUUCCCAUUUACUCUUGCAUUGAGUGGCUACGCGAACCACGUGAAGGGACAGUAUAGGUUUGGUGUUGGACUCAUUGUCGGCUGAGGCCCGUACAUAAACAUAUACACAUACAUAGAUAUAGGGUGUGGUGUUUGCCGAACGGUAUCUGCAGCUACUUGAGGGCAACGUGCACUCCAAACCAUUUUGGUCUCUUUAUAGGACUGGCAGUGGAUUUUAUCUGCAACCAGCGGCGAAGAAAAAAGUGUUCAUUGUAUAGGAUUUUGCUUGACUGCAUUUCAAGGAAAGCAACGUGGAAUCAUCAUGUGUUUUUACAGCUAGAUAACUGUGGUCUUCUAAUAGAGAAUGUGACAUUAACAAAUAUGUACAUGGGGAAGACAACUCCGUUAUUGCGAGUUGGCUGGCAGGGGAGUUGUUGCCGGGGAUAUAAUGGUGUUGCCAUGGGCCCAGAACAAAUAGGAACUGGGAGAUCUUUUGUAUUCAUAUUAGGAUUAUUAUUUUUUAUUGUUAUUAUUUUUUACUCCGAUUUUCAUUACCUUUGCAUUAAAACUAAAUGGUUUCACCAUUAUUUAAUUUGAAAGAGAAACUAGCUACCAAUAAAUAUUAAUGGUUGAUUGAGCUUAUCACACUAGGUUGGCGUCAGCUGGUGUUUUCACCAACUGGUUGCUGGUGCAUAUUAUGACCUCAUUACAUAUGACAGUGGUGAGAUCUAGUUUGGUCGGUAUAGCAAACACAUACGGUGCUUGACUUUUUCUUCUUCUUCGUCGUACGCUUGGCUUUUAAGGUGGAUACAUUGGGUGUUUUUUUUCCUGUGCCAUCUUGUCUGGGAUGGUGCAUAAAAAAGAUCCCUUGCUACUAAUCGACAAAUGUAGUGGGUUUCAUCUCUAUGACUGUCAAAAUUACCAUAUGUUUGACA
This is a messenger RNA of Gigantopelta aegis, 2341 nucleotides long. Its product is annotated as mitochondrial import receptor subunit TOM40 homolog 1-like. The record is from RefSeq and is a predicted model, not a curated record. Gene Ontology annotation, molecular function: transmembrane protein transporter activity. The coding region runs from base 517 to 1512 and encodes 331 amino acids. The transcript is spliced from 7 exons. Lineage: Eukaryota; Metazoa; Mollusca; Gastropoda; Neomphalida; Peltospiridae. Gene Ontology annotation, cellular component: mitochondrial outer membrane translocase complex; mitochondrial outer membrane. Gene Ontology annotation, biological process: protein import into mitochondrial matrix.